GCGUCUUUUUCACCUUCUUUUUCAAAUUAAAAAAAAUAAAAUUUUCAUCUCUUUUUUUUUAAGAAAAAAAUUUCAUCUCUUAAACCUUCAUUGAUACCAUUAUAAUUAAUUAAUUUAUUUAUAUUCCCGGAUUACCCCUUUGCAAAAGCUGUCUUGGCCGUACAUCAAUUUCUAAGAUCCUUAAUUUUUUAUGGCUGCAUAACUAUUACUGAUUUCUAAGGAUGCCCCCAAAAUUAGAAUUGAAACCUACUCCUUCUUGUUGUUGUUAUUAAAUAAUAAUGAUAAUAAUAAUAAUAUUGAUAAUAAUUGCAAGAAAAGGGUGCCUAAAUUUCAUACUUAAAUCUCUUUGUUUUUUUGGGUUUCAAUAAACAAAUUUUUUCUCUUUGAUUUGUUCUUUUUUUUAGAUGAAGAUUAGAUGUUUCAAGAUUUUUUUGUUGAAAACACAUGCCCCAUAAAUUUCUUCCGGAUUUGCCCUUACCCUCUCAUGUGAAUUUGAGAGUGGUGUUUAAGCUGCUUUCAGUGAAGUGGAAUUUACAAAUUCUGGAUCUGUAACAUUAUUGAUGGGAAUGGAACUCAUAAGAUUUUGCGUUAAGGAAGAGAAUGAUGACGUUCCAUCAGUUCCUCCUGGUUUUGAGUCGUAUGCUGCUUUCACUUUAAAGAGGGUCCAAGACGUUGAAAAACAAGAAAAUCAAGGUGUAAUUACCUGUUCAGCCUCUGUAAGCUCUUCUGAAUUACAGUCAGUCAAGAUGGAAAUGGAUACCGACCCUUGUGCUGACACAAAAAUUAGAAGGUCUCUCCGGCGUAGAGCCUGGAUAAACUAUGGAAAAUUGGACAAUAAUAGUUCGGAGGAUGAAUCUGAUUUGGUAAAGCUUGAUCAAAAUCUCAGUUUAAGGCCUCAUCUUCCCAAGGGGGUUAUUCGUGGGUGUGCACAAUGCAGAAAUUGCCAAAAGGUCACUGCAAUAUGGCAUCCUGAAUGUGCUCGCAGGCCUGACCUUGAGUAUGCUCCUGUGUUCUACCCUACUGAAGAGGAGUUUGAGGAUACUAUGAAAUACAUAGCUAGCAUACGGCCAAAAGCUGAACCAUAUGGAAUAUGUCGCAUUGUUCCUCCUCCUUCUUGGAAACCUCCCUGUCCUCUGAAGGAAAAAUCUAUUUGGGAGGGUUCUACUUUUGCUACUCGUGUCCAGAGGGUUGACAAACUGCAGAAUCGAGCUUCAAUGAAAAAAAUGUCAAAGCUAUAUAACCACACCAGAAAGAAAAGGAGAAGAUGCAUGAGAAUGGCAGUACAUUGUGGGGCAGAUAUCGGAAAUGUCUCAGGGUAUAAUGAUGCUGGUGUUUGUGAGGCUGAGUGUUUUGGGUUUGGACCUGGUCCAGAGUUUACUCUGUACACAUUUCAGAAAUAUGCGGAUGAUUUCACUGCCCAGUAUUUCAGGAAGAAUGAUAUGAAUAAGGGAGGUAACAUGGCAGUACUUCAUGAUAAAUGGGAGCCAACUGUGGAGAAUAUUGAAGGAGAAUAUUGGCGGAUUGUAGAGAAAGCGACUGAAGAGAUAGAGGUGCUUUAUGGGGCUGAUCUGGAAACUGGGUUUUUUGGCAGUGGGUUUCCAAAAUUGUUCAGUCAAGUUGGUUCUGAUGCAAAUGAACGUUAUGCAAAAUCUGGUUGGAACUUGAAUAACUUUCCGAGGCUUUCUGGAUCUGUCCUUUCCUAUGAAAGUGGUGAUAUAUCUGGUGUUUUAGUGCCGUGGUUGUAUAUAGGAAUGUGCUUUUCCUCCUUCUGUUGGCAUGUCGAAGAUCAUCACUUAUAUUCACUGAAUUACAUGCAUUGGGGUGCUCCAAAAAUAUGGUAUGGGGUCCCAGGGAAGGAUGCCAUUAAAUUGGAAGAGGUUAUGAGAAAGCAUUUACCUGAUCUUUUUGAAGAACAACCUGACUUACUGCAUAAGCUGGUGACACAGCUUUCUCCUUCUGUACUAAAAUCUGAAGGCGUACCAGUCUAUCGGUGUGUACAAAAUUCUGGAGAGUUUGUUUUAACGUUUCCUCGAGCAUAUCAUUCAGGGUUUAAUUGUGGCUUCAAUUGUGCGGAGGCAGUAAAUGUAGCCCCUGUUGACUGGUUGCCCCAUGGACAGAUUGCUAUAGAGCUUUAUCGUGAGCAGGCGCGAAAGACUUCCAUCUCCCAUGAUAAACUGUUGCUUGGAGCGGCAAGGGAAGCAGUGAGAGCUCAUUGGGAACUUAAUUUACUGAAAAAGAAUACAACAGAUAACUUAAGAUGGAAAGAUGUAUGUGGAAAGGAUGGAAUAUUAGCAAAAGCACUCAAGGAACGUGUGGAGAUAGAGCGUGUGAGGAGAGAAUUUCUUUGCAAAUCUUCACAGGUGCUGAAGAUGGAGAGCAAUUUUGAUGCCACAAAUGAAAGGGAAUGUAGUGUCUGCCUUUUUGAUUUGCACCUAUCUGCAGCAGGAUGUCCUUGUUCUCCAGAUAAGUAUGCAUGCUUGAAUCAUGCAAAGCAGAUGUGUUCAUGUGAUUGGGGUACCAAAUAUUUCCUAUUUCGCUAUGACAUCAGUGAAUUAAACAUCCUUGUUGAGGCAUUGGAAGGAAAAUUGAGUGCAGUUUACAGAUGGGCAAGAUUAGAUCUUGGACUGGCCCUGACAUCUUAUGUCUCCAAAGACAAUUUGCAAGAUUGUAAAUUUUCUUAUUUGCCAGAUAGAAGAGCACUUAAGGAGGCGAGAUCAAAAGCAUCAAUUGAUCUUCUUAGAGAUGUGGACGGUAAAGGAACCACCAGGGAAAUCACAUUGACUUCAAUGAAGAUCUUUGGUGAGACUUAUUCGGUAGAAAAAAAGACACCUUCUGAGGAAGGCACAGAGACAUCAUCUAUGUCCUGUAGUUCUUUUCAAGCAACUGAGAAUCAAAAUCACUAUUCAAAGUCAAAUGAAGAAUCCGUCCUUUCUUCUAUCAAUUUAAGGACAGCAGUAUGCCAGCUAUCUCGAGAAGACAUGUCCUAUGCUGGAGACCUCGCUUCAUCAGAACGUGGAAUGAAAAAACCUUCAACUUUGGGCCAUGAUAAUAUUAGUCUUCGUAGUGAUGAGGAAGGUGACGAACCAAAGGAAUCAGUUGUAGAAAGAGCAACAGAAAUUUCUCUUGCAAAGCACUCAGAAUUUUCUAAGAGGUCAUCUAGUUCUGAUGACGACCCCUGCAAUGACAAUAAAGAUUCAAUCUUAAUUGCGCCUGUGACUGAUGCUGCAGUGAUUAGUAAAAAUGAUGUUAGCUCUUCCCCUGAUCCUGAUGGACAAAGGAAUAAUUGUAUAUUCGAUCUUGUAAAAGUGAAGGAUGACCAGAUUCAACAUAGUAAAAUAGUUCUUGCAUCUAACGCAGCAGACAGCUCUUGCCAUGCAGGCUGUACUAGUGCAGGAUGUGGUAAGAAUGUUCAACAGUCUUCAAACAUGAGAGAGACCAGUAAGGAUCAAAAUAUGGCAAUUGCUAGGUGUCCACAGCCACAGCAUUGUGGCAUUGCAAAUCCUAAUGAUGAGGAUAAGAUGGGAGCAAAUGCCACAUCAAAUCCAGUGGAUAACUCAAGAACUAUGGCAGGUAGCCCAUCUUGCUCACAAAAUAAUUUGGACCGAUAUUUCCGCCAGAGGGGUCCCCGAAUUGCCAAGGUAGUGCGAAGGAUUAACUGUAAUGCUGAGCCUCUGGCAUUCGGAGUUAUACAUCCUGGAAAAUUGUGGUGUAACAGCCAGGCGAUUUUUCCCAAAGGAUUUAGGAGCAGGGUUAGAUAUAUAAGUGUUUUAGAUCCAACAAAUAUAUGUUACUAUGUUUCAGAAAUUCUGGAUGCAGGGCGAGAUAGACCUCUGUUCAUGGUUUCCUUGGAGCAUUGUCCAACUGAGGUAUUCGUUCACCUUUCCGCAGCCAGAUGCUGGGAAAUGGUGAGAGAGAGAGUAAAUCAAGAGAUUACAAAGCAACAUAAAUUGGGAAGAAUGAACUUACCUCCUUUGCAACCUCCUGGAAGUCUUGAUGGCUUUGAAAUGUUUGGGUUUUCUUCACCAGCAAUUGUUCAGGCCAUAGAGGCAUUGGAUCGAAAUCGAGUUUGCUUAGGUUAUUGGGACUCCAGGCCCUACUCACGGCCUCAGGGUCAGAUUCCACAACCUUCUCAACCCGAAGAAAGUGGAGGCUAUAUCCAGGGAGCAUCUGAGGAACAUAAUAAUGAAGGAACUCCAGGGAGUAAUCUCCUACCUGAGGGAGUUGAUACGAUACUCCAAGGCUUAUUCAAGAGGGCAAUCCCAGAAGAAUUAUGCUCACUGAGUCGAAUUCUUAACAACACUAAGCCAACAGUUGAUCGAGGCUUAAUAACCCUUCUUAAUGAAGAGAUUCACAGUCGCUCUAAAUAAUUCAUUAAUUUGGUCGCACGAGGCUCUGAGACUGAAUUUGCCAUUGCAAUAUUUUCGACUGCUGUAUAUUCUGAAUUCUCACUUUCACGUUGCACAUACAUCUCCAUUCAAUAUACUCGAUUCUUUUAGAGGGGGGAAAAUAGAAAAAGGAAGGAAAGGACAUUCAUAGCAAAGGAGAAGCUGACAAUGUGUCUGGUGGAUACUCCCAUUUUUGUGAUACAGUGAGCAGAAUGCCUUCAUGUGGGGUUAAACAUGCCAUCUGUAUUCUUCUUCUUGAUUCUUGACAUUUUCUUUGCCUAGGAGAUAUUCCUGACAUUGUUUGCUCCCUAAGCUGAUAAGCUGAGACAGGAUGAGAGAAGCUUAUGGAGCUUCUUCUGAUGAAAAAAAAACAAAAAGAAAUUAACUAGAAUGGUUGAACUUGCCUACAAACACUUCAGUAGAAUAUUAUGAUGUUCUUGUGAA
Hevea brasiliensis (rubber tree) is the source of this 4829-nucleotide messenger RNA. RefSeq names its product putative lysine-specific demethylase JMJ16. The coding region runs from base 561 to 4367 and encodes 1268 amino acids. Gene Ontology annotation, biological process: chromatin remodeling. Gene Ontology annotation, cellular component: nucleus. The record is from RefSeq and is a predicted model, not a curated record. The transcript has 13 exons. NCBI's taxonomy places the organism in Eukaryota, Viridiplantae, Streptophyta, Magnoliopsida, Malpighiales, Euphorbiaceae. Gene Ontology annotation, molecular function: histone H3K4me/H3K4me2/H3K4me3 demethylase activity.